CACGUGUCCGUCUGACACUAUACAAAGCGCAAUUAUGCGCAUAUCUGUUAGAUACAGAUACAUUUACGGCUCGCCCACGAGUAAUAGAACGGCAGAGUGAGCAAGAGAGAGGGGCGGCGUAUCUUAUCGGACUUCGUCCGCCGAGCGCUUAUCGCAUGGCCCUUGACACACCUGCUCGCCGCUCCCUCGAUCCCCUCUCUCUCGCUUUCCAGUCGCCGAUAAGUCUUGGCCAAAAGCCAGCGACGCGUUAUGAUAUGACAGUUGGCCUAAGGCCUUUUCAUGGAGCGAAUAUCUUCGUCGGUGCGGUGCUCCUAACUCUCGUAUCCACGUGGAUAUAUAAUCAUAAACAUAAUCGUAUUGCGAACCCAAAAUGUCGUACAUACCGCCCUAUCUGGUGUUCUUCUUUCUGGCCUUCAUAUCCUGCGCCGUUACCUUCUGCUGCCUGCGAUUCUGCAUUUGGGUGUGCUUCGAGGCCAGGGAUUCUAGGAGUCGUCGGCGAAGACAUCACCGCCAGGGCAAUGUGUUCAGCGUGCCGGAGGAGCCUUCUGCUAACCGCUACGGCGACAUAUUCUUCAUUGAGCCUGGCAGCGUGGAGGCCAACCGCAUCCGCGACCAGCUGGAAAAGGAUGAGAAGGACCUGCCCAGCUAUGACGAGGUGAUGCGCAUGUGCAACCUGACCACGCCCACAGCUGCGGCAGCGGGGACGCCCCUUCCUCUAUCCCCGCUAGGCGAACCCGUUGCCGGUCCCAUUGGGAUUGCCGCACUGCCGGCACCUCCGUACUCGGAGACAGAUCCACAUUCACCCACCGCAGCAGCCACUAUCAUCGCAAUCGAACCGAUGGAGCCGUCCACUUCCCGAGCUGCACAGAUCCCACCCAGCUCCGGUUCCGGGCCACCUGCUCAUUCGCCGUCCACGACAACGGUGUGAUCCGCCGGAGGCAUGGAGAGAUGGAACUGAAGCAUUCGCCGUGCCACUCUGGGCCACACAGAUGCCACUUUGUGUGCGCCUCCAGAACAGUUAAUGAACUUGUGUGAUCUUAUUGAGUACAUACCUAGUUAAGUGCUAGAGAUUAAGUGUCACCUAUUGUAAAUACAUAUUUUUAGGAUAUAGGAUGAAAAUUAAAGUGAGUGAUUUAUUAGAAAA
Drosophila suzukii is the source of this 1144-nucleotide messenger RNA. RefSeq lists its product as uncharacterized. The record is from RefSeq and is a predicted model, not a curated record. NCBI's taxonomy places the organism in Eukaryota, Metazoa, Arthropoda, Insecta, Diptera, Drosophilidae.